GGGUACUCCAAUUGUCAGCGGGCCAUUUUGCUGUAAAUGACGUCAAUUUGGCGGUUUAUUCAAAAUGGCGCCUUUCAAUAAUCUAAAUAAAAUAAAUAAAUAUUUGGUAUGGUUGAUUUAUAUCCGCAAGCGUACGAAUUUCAGGAAAAAGCACGGGAAAAAACUCCUGAAAAGCAAGUCAUGGACUGAUGCAAGGAGUAAAUCUCUACUUUUUUUCAUGAAUGCGAUUUUGAUAGCUAUUAACAGUCGUCGAACGAGGGCAUUAUGGAUGAACCCACGAUCACUUGCUUGGUUUGAUAUGGUUGAUUCGGAUUUUGACGAUGACCUUUGGUAUACAAAUUUCAGAGUAACAAAAGAAACAUUCAAUUUUCUUUUAAAUGAAGUUAGGCAUAGCAUACUGCACAAAAAUACUUCCAUGCGAUUAGCAAUAACGGCGAAGAGACGACUUGCGCUUACGUUGUACUACCUUGCGUCCACAGCAGAAUAUAAAACAAUAGCAAACUUAUUUGGAGUUUCUCGAUCGUUUGUGUGCAUAUGCAUCAGAGACGUAAGUCGUGCUAUUACAAAACGAAUGUCAAAGUUUAUUACAUUUCCACGUGGACAAGACAUACAUCAAGUUAUUGAUGGAUACUACCGAAAAUGGGGUUUUCCUAUGUGUGCUGGGGCAAUAGACGGUACUCACAUCCCAAUAAUUGCACCCACUGAGAGCCAUGAAGAUUACGUGAAUAGAAAAGGUUUUCACAGUAUAAUCAUGCAAGCUUGUGUUGAUUGUAAUUAUUUGUUUCGUGAUGUUGUCAUUGGAUGGCCUGGUAGCGUUCAUGACGCACGGGUUUUCUCAAAUUCUGCUAUUUACAAGCAAGGCAACGAAGGUAAACUGUUCCCCCCUGAUCUUAAGAAAGAAAUAAACGGAGAAGAAUUAUCUGUCAUUUUGGCGGAUCCUGCGUACCCAUUGCUGCCGUGGCUCUUAAAGGUUAUCCUCUUAAAGGUGUUUUAA
Messenger RNA from Xenia sp. Carnegie-2017, 994 nucleotides. Its product is annotated as putative nuclease HARBI1. The record is from RefSeq and is a predicted model, not a curated record. Lineage: Eukaryota; Metazoa; Cnidaria; Anthozoa; Malacalcyonacea; Xeniidae.